UGAGAUUCUGUCGUGUUAGGGUUGCUGAAAUCACGAUUAGAUUGUUUUUGUGUUAUUGUUCCCUAUAUCUCUCUCACUGUUCCAAAAUGUUGUUCCAGAGUCAUCUAUCACAGAUUAAUUAGCGUUCAAUGUACACGUUCUUCCAGCAUGAGAAUGGAUUGAGGAUUUGAUGAUUGUAAUUGCUGUUUUGUUUAUUACUUAUGCACAUUUGUGAAAAACUGGCGUUUAUCACUUUAUUCUAGGCUGAGUACGGUGGAUUUGACCUAUGGAAGCUGCAAUUCCUUCUCGAAACUCUUUGCAAUUCUUCACUUGGUAGUAGUUAUUGAUUAACCGCCGUGUAUUGUAUUUUAGCACUAUCACAUACUGCCAGAGGUUUGAUUAAUGCCAUACAAUGAAUUUUAAUAUUCUUUCCGUGAUCUUGAAAAAGGAAAAGACUUAUCGCUAUAACAUUCAUGGUUGUUGGCCGAAUUUCUAAAAGUUGUAAUAGUAUGAGUAACAUUUGUGACAUUUUGAGAAUUAAGAGAGAGCAUUAACAUGUCAGAUCGCAUGAUUUUGUUUGUAAAUGUUAAUCACAGUCCUUUUUCUUUAGCAAACCUGAAUCCAUUUUUGCAUUUCUUCUAAAGCCAGUUGCAUUGAUUCCAUGGUAUCCUUUAUUUUGCACGAUAAUCUCAGUAACUUUAGCACCAGCUCUAGAUCAAAAUUGAUGCUCUAAUACCAAUUGAUAGGACUCUGAUCUUGCAAUAGAAAUUGACAGUGAAUAACACUGAAAUCGUAUUGCGCUUGUAAUGGCUUGGUCUCUCCCAUUGGCCUUAUAGACUAUGGAAUUGGUAAGGCUAUAAGCAAAGUUGUCCACAAUCAUGACAGGGAGUUGAUUGAGAUUGCUGCACAUAGACCCGAUCCUUAGUAAAUCAUUCGGCAUUGCCCCUUCGAGCGCGAAAGGAAAUAUUUAAAUUAUCCAGUUGACCUCUGCUGUGGAGCAGAGAUGAGCAUGAGGUUGGUAGAAAAAUGUGUUAAGCUGUCAACUCACAAGAACUUUCUGGCUUGCAAUAAAUUUGGUUACCACCCUCGAGCUCUGCAUAAUGGUCCAGACACCAUUGAUGAACUCUUAGACAUACAUGUGGUAAAAAAAGAAAAGUCCUUUGAUGACGAUGAAGAAGAAUUGAUAACUCAGCGACGCCUCACCAGCACUCGACGUGAGUCUCUAAGUCUCUACAGGGACAUUCUCCGUGCAACUCGAUUCUUUAUGUGGCCGGAUUCUCGAGGUGUCUUGUGGCGAGAUGUUCUCAGGCAGAAUGCUCGGAAGGAGUUUGAGGACGCCCGCUUUGAGACUGAUCCAGAAAUUGUGACCAGACUUCUCAUUGGUGGGCGUGAUGCAGUGCAGUCGGCUCUUGACAAGCUUGCUGAGAAGCAGAGGCAGGAGAUUGAUAAGAAACAAAGUGGUGGAGAUCGACCCUGAUAUCUUAUAUGUUGAAUGUAUUAAGAUUGCUGCAUUUCUCACCUUUUUUUUAAUUUGGAAAACAUUAGGAUUCUUCUUUACAAGUUCACUGCGCCCAGAGAGGGAAGGAAAUUUUCUUCU
Cucurbita maxima (winter squash) is the source of this 1576-nucleotide messenger RNA. RefSeq lists its product as uncharacterized. The transcript has 2 exons. NCBI's taxonomy places the organism in Eukaryota, Viridiplantae, Streptophyta, Magnoliopsida, Cucurbitales, Cucurbitaceae. Gene Ontology annotation, biological process: mitochondrial respiratory chain complex III assembly. The record is from RefSeq and is a predicted model, not a curated record. Bases 983 to 1456 code for a protein of 157 amino acids.